GGCGGCGGCUAUGGAGGCGGUGGCGGAGGCUGUGGCGGCGGCGGUGGCGGCCGGGGUGGAGCCGUUCCCGGCGGUGGACAAGUGCGACGCGUCGGGGCGGGAGGGGCACGCAGUGGCGGCCGACCUGGAGGGGACGCUGCUCCGGUCGAGGAGCGCGUUCCCGUACUACGCGCUGGUGGCGUUCGAGUGCGGCGGCGUGCCGCGCCUGGCGCUGCUGCUGCUGCUGUCGCCGCUGGCGGCGGCGCUCGGGCUGGCCGUGUCAGAGUCCGCGGCGGUGCGGGUGCUGGUGUUCGCGGCGACGGCGGGGCUGCGGGUGGCGGAGAUCGAGUCCGCGGCGCGCGCCGUGCUGCCCCGGUUCUACGCCGCCGACGUGCACCCGGGGGCGUGGCGCGCGUUCUCGGCGUGCGCGCGCCGCCGCGCAGUGCUCACGGCCACGCCCCGGGUCAUGGCGGAGCCGUUCCUCAGGGACUGCCUCGGCGCCGACGCCGUCGCGGGCACCGAACUCGCCACGUGGCGCGGCCGCGCCACGGGCCUCGUCGACCCCCGCCGCGGCGUGCUCGUCGGCCGCCGCAAGGCGCAGGCCCUCCUCGACAUCUUCGCCGGCGACGAAGUGCCGGACGUCGGCCUCGGCGACCGCCGCUCCGACUACCCCUUCAUGAGCCUCUGCAAGGAAGCGUACAUCGUGCCGCGGUCGCCGGCGGUGGAGGCGGUGGCCAUGGACCAGCUGCCGCGGCCGGUGAUCUUCCACGACGGGCGGCUGGCGCGGCGGCCGACGCCGCUGGCGGCGCUGCUCACGGUGGCGUGGUUCCCCGUGGGGUUCGCGCUGGCGUGCGUGCGCAUCGCCGCGGGCGCGCUGCUGCCGAUGCCGUGGGUGUACUACGCGUUCUGGGCGCUGGGCGUGCGCGUCGUGGUGCGCGGGGCGCCGCCGCCGCGCGCCGAGCGCGCCGCGGGGCGGCGCGGCGUGCUGUUCGCGUGCUCGCACCGCACGCUGCUCGACCCGAUCUUCCUGUCGGCGGCGCUGGGGCGGCCCGUGGCGGCCGUGACGUACUCGCUGUCGCGGCUGUCGGAGUUCCUGUCGCCGAUCCGGACGGUGCGGCUGACGCGCGACCGCGCCGCCGACGCCGCCAUGAUCAGCGAGCUCCUGGACGAGGGGGACCUGGCCAUCUGCCCCGAGGGGACGACGUGCCGGGAGCCGUUCCUGCUGCGGUUCUCGGCGCUGUUCGCGGAGCUCACCGACGAGGUGGUGCCGGUGGCGAUGGAGAGCCGGAUGGGGAUGUUCCACGGCACGACGGCGAGGGGGUGGAAGGGGAUGGACCCCUUCUACUUCUUCAUGAACCCCAGCCCGGCCUACGUCGUCACGUUCCUCGGCAAGCUGCCGCCGGAGCACACCUGCGGCGCCGGCGGCAGGUCCAGCCACGAGGUGGCCAACUACAUCCAGAGGCUCAUCGCCGCCACGCUCUCCUACGAGUGCACCAGCCUCACCCGGAAGGACAAGUACAGGGCGCUCGCCGGCAACGACGGCGUCGUCGACAACGCCACCGGCAAGCUGCCGCCGGCGAUGGUGAAGAGCAGCAAGGCCAAAGCUUGCUAGAAUAAAUAUAUAUAUAUGAAAAAAAAGGAGAGAACUGUUCUAGUAGUGUAAAACUAUAAUGUUAUUAAUUUUACCUGUGUUGAUUUGCAUGGGGCAGUAAUUUGUACUGUGUAUGCACUUGCAAUGUACCAACUAGGGAGUUGAAUGCAAUUUACAUAAGUUAAAGCAAUGAGGGGGACAAGCAAA
This is a messenger RNA of Oryza brachyantha (malo sina), 1777 nucleotides long. Its product is annotated as glycerol-3-phosphate acyltransferase RAM2-like. The transcript has 2 exons. Lineage: Eukaryota; Viridiplantae; Streptophyta; Magnoliopsida; Poales; Poaceae. Gene Ontology annotation, molecular function: phosphatase activity; glycerol-3-phosphate 2-O-acyltransferase activity. Gene Ontology annotation, cellular component: membrane. The coding region runs from base 11 to 1591 and encodes 526 amino acids. The record is from RefSeq and is a predicted model, not a curated record. Gene Ontology annotation, biological process: cutin biosynthetic process.